Molecule: messenger RNA, 459 nt
Organism: Helobdella robusta
Lineage: Eukaryota; Metazoa; Annelida; Clitellata; Rhynchobdellida; Glossiphoniidae
Exons: 5
Coding region: 1-459 (152 amino acids)
Cellular component (GO): U2-type spliceosomal complex; post-mRNA release spliceosomal complex
Source: RefSeq, a predicted model, not a curated record
AUGACAUCUCUGCAAGAAGAAGCUCAAAAACGAAGAGAAAGAUUAAAAAAUCUAAGAGAGCGCAAAGAUAAAUUAGAAAAUGACGAAAGUGAUGAGAAGAAGGCAAAGAUGGAUGAUGAUGUUUGUCAAGCUCUGCCAAAGCCUGUCUUCAGGAGUUACCAGCCAACUGAUGAGAAACUGAAGGAAGGAGUGCUAGAACCAGCUAAACCACUUGAAAUCAAGGAACAAGUGAAAGAUCAGCUGAUUGAUGCCCAACAGACGAACAUUGUCGAAGAAGUGGACCUCCUGAAUCUAGCGCCUAGGAAACCUGACUGGGACUUGAAACGAGAUGUUGCCAAGAAACUUGAAAAGUUGGAAAGAAGAACACAAAGAGCUAUGGGAGAAUUAAUAAGGGAUAGGUUAAAAUCUUGUGAGAUGAAAUCAGAAGAGGUAGCCGCCAGCUUGUAUUUGACGACGUGA